AUGUCUUUCAAUACCUUUAUCCAACAUAUUAAAUCGGAAAAAUACCGUCAACUUGGAUUUUGGAAAUCCAGUGAAAACGGUACCCCAUUAAAUCCUCUUCAUUGGUUCCAGUUUGCCGACGACGCGGCUGUUGUUAGCGGCCAAGAAAAAGAAAACCAAAUGCUCCUUAAUCGCUUUACAAUCUGGUGCCAGUGGGCUCAAAUGAUAAUACGUGUAGACAAAUGUUCAACAUUUGGCAUUAGGAAACAAGUAACCAAAUCCAUUCAAUAUCUCCCAAAACUAUUUAUAAAUAACUGUCUUGUACCUCGUGUUGAACUUGGUAAAUCGUUUCGCUACUUAGGUCGCUAUUUUGAUUUCAACAUGUCCGACGAAGAUCACAAAUCUGAGGUAUAUGACACACUUACUAAUAUCCUGAAUGAAAUUGAUGAUCUACCAUUACAUCCGAAAAACAAAAUUCUCUUAUACAGUCGUUAUGUGCUUUCCAAAAUCUCUUGGCACUUCACUGUUUCUGACAUAGGCAAAACCUGGGUUAACGAUAAACUAGAUAGUAUCGCGUCUACGUAUAUCCGAAAAUGGCUUGAACUUCCUAUUUCGGCAACCAUUAGUAACGUCCUACUUCCCCACAAUAAAUUUGGAUUAAAUAUCAUUCUACCUUCAACCAAAUUCCUUCAAUGCCAAACUGUUUCUCGGAAAGCCCUAAAGUCGUCGCCAAAUGAAGCGAUCAAUUACCUUUGGAAGGAUACUAGCAAUCACAAAAAUGUACAAUAUGACAAAUACAAAAACACCAAGGACGUAUUAAACGCCAUCAGGGAACAACAUGAAGACAAGCUUCAACACUACCUCAUUUCACAAGGCUCAUUUUUCUCCAAUAUCAUUAAACAUUCUACACUCUCAUUCAACUCUAUAUGGUCCUCCGUUCAGAGUAAACUUCCGAAGAAUAUAUUUAACUUCACUAUCCGGUAUAUAAAUAACACUCUCCCGACUCGCAAAAACCUUCUGAAAUGGGGAAUAUCACCAACAUCCGAAUGUUCGUUUUGUUUGAAUCCAGAAUCACUUCUUCACGUCGUCGCUGGAUGCAAGACCUACCUAAAUGAAGGACGUUUCACGUGGCGUCAUGAUUCGGUGCUUAACUUCAUAGCAUCCAUACUUAAAUAUGUGAACCAUUGUAACCUUUAUGCUGACCUUCCUGGCUAUAUCAGUCCAUCUGUUCUCACCGGAGAUGAAUUGCGCCCUGAUCUUUUGAUAACACAUGAAAACAAAUGUAUUUAUAUACUUGAACUUACCGUCGGAUUUGAAUCUAAUCUCCUCACUAAAUGCAACUCGAAAAAGACAAAAAUAUCAAGAUCUAAUUAA
Messenger RNA from Paramuricea clavata, 1353 nucleotides. The record is from the annotation of a GenBank genome assembly. NCBI's taxonomy places the organism in Eukaryota, Metazoa, Cnidaria, Anthozoa, Malacalcyonacea, Plexauridae.